AUGUUCCUUCUCCUUGCACUUCUCGCUGAGCUUGGAGGCCUGCAAGCCCACCCAGAUUCUGAAGGCAUAUUCCUGCAUGUCACAGUUCCACGAAGGAUAAUGUCAAACGGGAGUGAAGUAUCAGAGAGAAAGGUGAUUUAUGUCAUUAAAAUUGAUGGAAAACCAUAUACCCUGCAUCUCAAAAAACACUCAUUUUUAUCUCACAACUUUAUGAUUUAUACAUAUGAUGAAACUGGAUCUUUGCAUUCUGAAUCUUCAUAUUUUACGAUGCAUUGCCAUUACCAAGGACAUGUUGUAGAAUUUCCAAAUUCAUUUGUGACACUCAGUAUAUGUUCAGGCCUCAGGGGAUUUCUUCAGUUUGAAAAUAUCAGCUAUGGAAUUGAACCCCUGGAAUCAUCAGCAAGAUUUGAACACAUAAUUUAUCAAGUGAAAAAUGAUAAUCUAAAUGUAUCAGUGUUAGCAGAGAAUUACACCAGUAUUUGGCAGAAAUACAAACCCUAUAAAGUUCAUUUAAAUUCUCAGGUAAUUGUUAUUAUUCUGAUGUUAUAA
Nycticebus coucang (slow loris) is the source of this 549-nucleotide messenger RNA. Its product is annotated as disintegrin and metalloproteinase domain-containing protein 18-like. The coding region runs from base 1 to 549 and encodes 182 amino acids. Lineage: Eukaryota; Metazoa; Chordata; Mammalia; Primates; Lorisidae. Gene Ontology annotation, biological process: cell adhesion; binding of sperm to zona pellucida. The record is from RefSeq and is a predicted model, not a curated record. Gene Ontology annotation, cellular component: plasma membrane. The transcript is spliced from 6 exons.